Molecule: messenger RNA, 1354 nt
Organism: Pantherophis guttatus
Lineage: Eukaryota; Metazoa; Chordata; Lepidosauria; Squamata; Colubridae
Gene: POU3F4
Product: POU class 3 homeobox 4
Biological process (GO): brain development; regulation of transcription by RNA polymerase II
Cellular component (GO): nucleus
Molecular function (GO): DNA-binding transcription factor activity, RNA polymerase II-specific; RNA polymerase II cis-regulatory region sequence-specific DNA binding
Source: RefSeq, a predicted model, not a curated record
GGAGCCAGCCUUAGCCUAGCCUAGCCUAGCCUAGCCAAAGCCUGAAGCCCGAAGCCACGCAAAACGAAGCGCGAGAGCCCAAGGAUGGCUACGGCGGCCACCAACCCUUACAGCAUCCUCAACUCCGGCGCUUUGGUCCAUGCGGACUCGGUGGCGAUGCAGCAAGGCGGCCCAUUCCGCAACCCGCAGAAACUUCUGCAAAGUGACUAUUUGCAAGGGGUGGCCGGCAACGGGCAUCCGCUGGGCCAUCACUGGGUCACCAGCUUGAGCGACGCGGGGCCAUGGGCGGCGGCUCUGAGCGGCGGUGGCGGCGGAGGAGGUGGUGGAGGAGGAGGAGGUGGUGGUGGUGGAAGCUCCCUGGACCAGCCCGACGUGAAACCCGGGCGAGAAGACUUGCAGCUGGGCGCCAUCCUGCACCACCGCUCGCCCCAUCACGUCAGCCAUCACUCCCCGCACCAUGCCAGCCACCCCAACGCUUGGGGAGCCACCCCGGCUCACGGCUCGGCUUUGCCGGUCAGCGGAGGCCAACCCCCGCCGCCUCCGCCGCCGCUCAACGUUUACUCGCAGGCCGGCUUCACCGUCAGCGGCAUGCUGGACCACGGCGGGGGUUUAACGCCUCCACCCGCCGCUGCGCCUCCUCCUCCUCCUCCUCCUCCUCUUCCUCCUCCGGGGCUUCACCCGGUGCUGCGGGAUUCCCCGGCGGAGCCCACCGAGUUGGCUUCCCAUCACUGCCCGGAGCAUUCGGACGAAGAGACGCCCACCUCGGACGAGCUGGAGCAGUUCGCCAAGCAGUUUAAGCAACGCCGGAUCAAGCUGGGCUUCACCCAGGCCGACGUGGGGCUGGCGCUGGGCACCCUCUACGGCAACGUCUUCUCGCAGACCACCAUCUGCCGCUUCGAGGCCCUCCAGCUGAGCUUCAAGAACAUGUGCAAGCUGAAGCCGCUGCUGAACAAGUGGCUGGAGGAGGCCGACUCGUCCACCGGCAGCCCCACCAGCAUCGACAAGAUCGCGGCGCAGGGCCGCAAGCGCAAGAAGCGGACUUCCAUCGAGGUCAGCGUCAAAGGGGUCUUGGAGACCCACUUCUUGAAAUGCCCCAAGCCGGCCGCUCAGGAGAUCUCCUCGCUGGCCGACAGCCUGCAGCUGGAGAAGGAGGUGGUGCGCGUCUGGUUCUGCAACCGGCGGCAGAAAGAGAAGCGCAUGACGCCGCCGGGCGAGCCGCCGCAACCCCACGAAGUCUACGCGCACGGCGGCAAAACGGACGCCUCGUGUCACGACCUUUGACUGUGACCCACCCGCUCAGGACCCGGGGAACGGCGCACCCAGCCGGACGGGCGCGCGGGCGGGCGGGGGUUGA